AUGGAACACAUCAGUGGAGACCUUCCUGUCAAUAAUCUGGUUUCUGACAACUCCUCUCAAUCUACUUUGAAUGAAUCGAUCUCUGGAACAACCAAGAUCGAAGAUCCAACCAUCAGACCUGAUCCCUCGUUCAUACAAAAUCAGAUUUCCCUUCAAAGGAGUCCUACAACAAAAUCUCAUGUGUCAGCUAUCUCUGGACAAUUAUCAAUAAAGUCCAAUGGAAGCAGUCCUCGAUUGGGGUUUUCAGCACUUGCCAGCACUCAUGGUGAAGACAGAAUCAGGGAAGAUGAUCAAAGAAGGUCGCAUGGUGAUUCAAAUGGAAGCAAUACUAGAGAAGUCAACAGAUCUACAUUGUUGAAAUCAGAUUCGUUUUCUUCCAGUCUGUCAAUGAAGUCAGAGAAGUCAGUCCAUUCCGUCAACGUCGUUGGUAACUAUCCCCUCGGUACCUUGAGAGUUCACUCUCCAUCACCUACCAGAGGGCGAGGUGUGGAACAUCACGAAGUUUUGAAGGAUGGCGAUGUCAUUAUCGUUGGAAGCCUUCCGCCGGGUUCAAUGUUUGGAUACGACACAAAAGCUUAUACUAUCAAGACUGAGGGAACCCUUGAGGGCGUUAAGAAUAUUCCUCCUGGAGCCCAUUUCUUCUGGGGAGGAUCAGCGAAUGGAUCCUCGCGCACCGGUUUCUGGUUUAUGACUAUGAAACUAGCUUCAGACGAGUAUGGUGACGCUCACGUCUUAAGAUGGGAUAAUUAUCAUGAGUGUUUGGAAGAGGAGGUCAGCGAAGCAGAAAAACGAAUUCAAAAGGCCAGCAUACCUGAAAUCGUCAAUAGACUCGAACCAUACUUGAGCAAUACUUCAGUCCCAAGCCCAAAACCCGCUGGCUCUGUUUCCACUUCACCAACUUUCGUCAACUUCCCAAGUUCUCCGAUCGCUGCUGAAGACAUUUAUGGCAGCGACAAGUGGCGUCACUUGACCUCUUGUAUCAAGCAUCCCUACCUCAAGAGAGUUACGGGUGGCAAAUGGAAUAGUUGGAAAGUCUCGUCUAGCCAUGACAUUAAGACGACAGAGCUACAGGCUACAAGCGCCCCGCGUGAUGUCAAAGGCAACAGUACGAAUUUCGAUGGAGACGAUUUCCUUAAUUUUGUUUUUCCAAGAAAUUCACGUACCUUUUCCGAUGCAUCCACGGGUCGCGAGCGCACCGAGCAGGCAAUCGAUAGCACGGCUUAUAUCGUUGAAGCUAUCGCAAACUGCACUUACGAAGACUCAGAUGAGAUUAUAGGAGAGUUACAGUUUUGCUACAUCACUGGAAUGGUCCUUGGAAACCUUGCUUGCAUGGAACAGUGGGGUAUCAUUAUCAGCAAGCUAUUUGGAGCAUAUCGCCUUUCCAUGGAUCACCCAGUUUUCUUCCGUAAGGUAAUCACCGCCGUUCAUGCGCAGUUUAUGUAUGACGAAGAGGGGUUCGAUACCAGUAUCUUUGAUCACGAUUCCCAUCUUGGGGAUGAUUUGAAGAUCAUUCUCACCAAGUUCAAGUCUCGUCUAAAUGAGCAACUUCUCUCUAAUGGUUCCAAGAUCACUCCCGAGCAGGAAGAAGUCGGAAAAGCAUUUGAAGCAUUUGAAUCUUGGCUCUGGAAAUGGGGAUGGGAUCUACGUGGAAACUAUCUUAGGUCUGGAAAAUUCCAGCUUGAGGAUGGAGAGAUGAUUGACGCAGAGCUCAAGGAUUUCGAGGACGAAGAUGAACGAGGUCGCAAAUCCGACAAAUCCGACAAAUCCGACAAAUCCGACAAGUCCAAAAAGUCAAGAAGUAACCGCAUCAGUCGCUCCGGAUUCGCCUGGGCCCUUCCAAAUGUAUCCUAA
This is a messenger RNA of Sclerotinia sclerotiorum 1980 UF-70, 1851 nucleotides long. RefSeq lists its product as hypothetical. Gene Ontology annotation, biological process: spliceosomal tri-snRNP complex assembly. The record is from RefSeq and is a predicted model, not a curated record. Lineage: Eukaryota; Fungi; Ascomycota; Leotiomycetes; Helotiales; Sclerotiniaceae. The coding region runs from base 1 to 1851 and encodes 616 amino acids. The transcript is spliced from 2 exons.